GUGCUUGAGCCGUGCCGAGCCGUGCCGAGCCGUGUUGAACCGUGCCCAGCAGUGCCGGGAGAGCGGGCCGGGGGCUUUCAGGGUGCCCCGAAGGGUGACGGGAUGCCACCGUGCUGCGUGGGGACCCGCGCCCCGCACUGAGUCGCCACGUGGCGGACGACGCCCCGAGGGACGCGGGGAGGUGACCGCUCCCCGGCCCGGCUCUGGAUGAAGGCUGAGGAUGUGCUAUGGAGCCGGGAUUCAACUGCUCCGACCUCUGCGAUGGCAACCCCGGUUUCGGCAGCCAGGAGCAGCAGCAGAGGACGCUGCAGGAGCUCUGCACCAUCACAGUCGUACGUACGGAGACGUCUUCUGACCGCAGCGGGAAGAGCUCCCCAUCUUUCUCUGCUGCUCUCCUGGGCGUCGUGUGGACGUUCCUGACCGGAGGAGUCCUGCUAGCUCUCUUCUUUCUGGUCUUCACGAUUCGCUUCAGGAAAAACAGGAUCGUGAAGAUGUCCAGCCCCAAUCUGAACGUUGUGACCCUGCUGGGCAGUGGCUUGACUUACACUAGUGCUUACCUCUUUGGGAUUCAGGAGCAGAGCCUGCCGUCCAGACACUCAGUGGAAACGCUUAUCCAGGUGCGGCUCUGCCUGCUGUGUGUGGGGACCUCCCUGGUGCUGGGCCCUGUCCUGGGGAAGAGCUGGAGGCUCUACAAGGUGUUCACCCAGCGGGUGCCGGACAAGCGGGUGAUUAUCAAAGACCUCCAGUUGCUGGUGAUGGUGGCAGUGUUGGUGUUGGCAGACGCUGUAUUGCUCUUGACGUGGGUCUUCUCCGAUCCGGUCCAGUGUUUCCGAAGCCUCAGCGUCUCAGUGCGGGCGACAGAGAAAGGCAUGACCUGUUCAGUGAGCCGGAUGCAGUCCUGUGCAUCUCUUUAUUCCGAUCUUUGGCUCGUUCUCAUUUUAGGGUUUAAGAGCGUCCUGCUGCUCUAUGGGACGUACCUGGCCGGCCUGACCGACAACGUCAGCUCCCCGCCGGUCAACCAGUCCCUGACGCUCGUCGUGGGGGUCAACCUCAUUUUCCUGGUGGCUGGUGCCAUCUUCUUAGUUCACCGUUUCUUCCGCACUUGGCACAACUUGCUGUUUGGUUUCACCUCCGGGGGCAUCUUUGUGUGUACGACUACGAUCAACUGCUUCAUCUUCGUCCCGCAGCUCAGGCAGUGGAAGGCCUUUGAAGAAGAAAGCCAAACCCUGAGCCACAUGGCAAAAUAUUUCACCAGCCCGAGCAGGAGCUGCCACUCGGUGUACAGCGAGGAGCAGCUCUACCAGCUGAUAGGGGAGAAAAACUCCAUGAAGCGGCUGCUGACAGAGAAAAACGCCGUGAUCGAGAGCCUGCAGGAGCAAGUGAACAAUGCCAAGGAGAAGCUGAUGAGGCUGAUGUCUGUGGAGGGCGGCUGCGACCCCGCGGUGCUGGCUCCCUGCACCCGGAGCACAGGGUGGCACGGUGAGCGGCGUGGCUGCGCUGCGGCCGGUGGGGAUGUGCCUGGGGACUGCUGCCCCCUGGAUCCAGAGCAGGACGGGCAGCAGCCUCCUCAGUUGCUGCAUGCAUCACCACACAGUCUGAUGCCUUUUAGUGGUGAUGCUCAGGAUCUCUGGAGAUGUGUGAGCCAUGAGCACGUGCUGCCAGAGGAGCCUGAUUGCUCUCCGGUGCUGCUUUUUGAUGUGGGGGACAGCCCUGAAUGCAGCCCAAAAGAUGCCCAGGAACAUGGGAUGCUUGCAGGGAAGGGGCAUCCUCUGGAACCUGGCCAGGACGUCUCAGCUACUGCAUCCAGAGAGCAUCCCCCCAAGGUCAGCUACGUAAGCAGCGAGAAGCUGCAGGAAAUCUUGCAAGAUCUGAGCCUGGACGGCAGGACCUGCAGCCCGGCCUUCCCCGCACGUGGGGGGGGGAUGUGGGGGGUGCAGGAGGGGUACCCAGCCACCCGCAAUCCCCUCAGCCCCUACCUGACGAGGCGGCGGCGGCAUGUCCCGCUGCCCCCUGCCUCUGCCGGCUUCCCCACAUCCCCGUCCCCUCGCCCCCGGUGUGCAGCCAGCUCGGUGGUCAGCAGGCUGGGCACACGGGGCCGUGGGGAGCCAGCACGCCUCGCCAUGGGGAGGGAAGGCGAGGGAGCUGACAGAGGGCUCCAUUACCCAGCACCAUACUCUCUAUCCAUCCCCACCGAGGGAUGGCCGGAGCCCCAGGGCUGGGAGGCAAGUGGCACGGGCCCAGAAAUUCACCACGAUGCUUCCCCGUGGGACUGGCGGCAGCGGGGUGCCCCGGGGAUGCCAGCUCGUCCCGCCCUGCACUCGCUGUACCAUUACCCGGACUCGGACUCCAGCAGCAGCUCCGAGGAGAUGUUUCCCUGCUGCCACCGGCCCUGCUGCCAGGCCUGCCUGCACAGCCCCCGCGGCUCGCUGGGCAGCAGCAGCAGCAGCAGCACGGACACGGACACAGAGCCUGGUGGGGCUGCAGGAUGCUGGCUGGAGCCCCAGAGCAGGGCUCAGCCUGUUGUGAACUUCAAAGAAGAUCUGAAACCCACGUUUGUGUGAUCACGAGCACCCCCGUCCCAAAGGCGAGUGCCCCCUUCCUCCCAAAGCACGCUCUGUGAAAGAAAACACAGUGAUGCAAAAUAAAUGCAUCCCUCUGGGAUGGAGACAGCAGGAGCACUUGCAGCUGUGGCAAAGCCACGGCCUCACAGCUGAGGGCA
This is a messenger RNA of Cygnus atratus (black swan), 2719 nucleotides long. It is a transcript of the gene GPR156, whose product is annotated as G protein-coupled receptor 156. Gene Ontology annotation, cellular component: G protein-coupled receptor heterodimeric complex; membrane. The transcript is spliced from 10 exons. Bases 228 to 2561 code for a protein of 777 amino acids. The record is from RefSeq and is a predicted model, not a curated record. Gene Ontology annotation, molecular function: G protein-coupled GABA receptor activity. Gene Ontology annotation, biological process: gamma-aminobutyric acid signaling pathway; G protein-coupled receptor signaling pathway. NCBI's taxonomy places the organism in Eukaryota, Metazoa, Chordata, Aves, Anseriformes, Anatidae.